CCAAUAACAUGUUACUCCCAUACUCACCGCAUCCUUCUCUUCAUAGAUCUCGACCCACUCCUCCACAACAACAAUCACUUCAUCAAAAACAUUCUCUCCACUUCCAAAACCUUAUUUUCUUUCCCUCCAAUUUCCUCCUCUCUCUUCGCCUUCAAAUUCUUCUUUUCUUCUCUCCCACCUCACCUCUCUUUCUCCAAACUCCACCCUUUCCUCCCAAAACACUAUCUCUCCUUCGAUCAUCCUUCCUCCACUUUCAAUCUCCUCUCUAAAACCCUCUCUUCCCUCCCUCAUUUCCCUUUUCCACAUCACCCCAAAGCCUCUCACCUCCUCGAUUCCAUCACUCAACUCCUCCAUGAUUACCCCUGGGAACCGGAUACCGACUCCACCUCUCUUCUUGUUCCCCCCAAUUUAAUUCUCUUGUUUACCCCCUUGUUUAAUUCCUUCCAUUCCAUUGCCGCAUUUUUCGAUUCCGAUGAAAAAAAUUUGCGAAACGAGGGUUCCUUUUGUGAUAGGUUUUUGGGGUUUUUCGGGAGUGUGAGUCGUAGGUUUGGCUCCAAGGGUGUUCAUUGUAGUUGGAUUGGUGUUAAUAGCAAUUGUGUGAGUGAGAAUAGUGGCGAUGAUGACGAGGUUGGAAAGAUACGUGGGUUGUUUGAUAUUGGGGCUAGGAAAUUAGGUUGGGGUUUUUGCUCUUUGGAUUCAAUUUUGUUUGGUUCUGCUCUUGUUCCUUUUGGUUUGAUAUAUCCCAAAAUUGGGGUUUCGUGCUUUUCUUUUCGUUGUUGUUCUAGGGAAGUUCAGGUGCAAUUGAGUCUUAGGAUAUUGGAUGUUAAUGGGAGUCCAAUUGAGUAUAACUGUUGUGAUCUUGAAGUUUUGGAUUUGAGAGGUUUUAGUAGAGGGGAGGAUGUGAAUUUACAAGGUGGUGGUUGUUAUGGAAAGAAGGAGAGAUUGUGGAAUGUGUGUUCAGGUGGAACGUCGAAGUUGCAAGUUAAGGUUGUGAGGAAGUGUGAUGCGUUUGCUGAUUUGAGGGAUUGUCUCUCUGAUUCAGUUCUGGUGCGCGAGGUUUUUAGUGAAUCUAAGAAGGGAGAUUCGGGUGAGUUUUUCGCUGGUAGGGUUCUUGAAUUGCUAGCGACUGAAAUUGGCUGUCAGGGGCGGCGAAAAUCUGUUCCGGUCUGGGAGAUCUUGUUGAGUUUUCUUUAUAAAGAAGGUUACUGGGCUUUGGUUUCCGUUGACAAUGGAAAAAGUGGUGGUUCUUGUGUUGGUAUUCUUAGGCCUUUUACUGUUUCUUCAGCUCUUUUAUCUGUCUUGGAGGAUUCACAAUUGGCUAUUGAUUUUGAUGGAGCAAAUAUGGAUUGUGUUAUUAAGGCAGGUGUUUGCGAAUCAGAUCGCAAAUUCAACAAGAAUGCGAAUUUGUUGGAUACUCAGGUCAAGAGUGCUGUGGGAAUGAAGGGUAAGAGGAAAAAGAAGAUAACAGAUUUAAAUACUCUUCGAAACCUCACGUGGAGCUCCUUUUGUGAUUUGGUAUAUAAUCAAUUUGAGAUGGAUCUGCAUGAGGUUUAUUAUGCAAUGGAAUGUAACAAGUCGAAGAAGUUGAAGUUUUUGAAAUGCUGGAUGAAACAGGUGAAAAAAUCUAGCUGCUGUGAUCUGAUUUUGUCAGAAAAACCCAAGCCGGAUACGAUCAUUGUAGAAGAGAGUGACAGUAAAUUGAUUGAGUUACCUCAAAAUGGUGAAGAGCCAAUCCCAACGGUGGUUGUGUCAGCUGGAAUUAAUACCGAGGCUGCUACGAUACAGGAUGAUGGUGCGCUUGAUUUUAGGUCAGAAACAUCGGAAGCGUUUUUUAGUAAUCUUUCCAACAGGAUCCAACAGGGAAUUGAAUCUGAUGUCAUAGACCUUGGAGCUUUGGCAGAGCGACUUGUAAAUUCAUCUAUAUACUGGUUACGUCAGAAGGUUGAUACAGAAACAAUUCCUGAGAUCCAUUCUCCUAUGAAAGAUAAUAAUGUUCGUCGUAGGAUGGUUGUGUCUGAACUAAUAAAACUACUGUUGAAGGAGCCCAAGGAGAUAGCUGCAAAGCAUAAAAGCAGAAAUUCGUCCUCUCAGGCAUCUGAUGCAGGACCAACUACAAUAAUCACAGAACAUGCUGUUAGAUUAUAUGAACUGCAGAUUUUAUUUCGAAUGGAAAUUUUGCAAUCAGAGGAUGGAGGUGGAAUCGAAGAUUCAUGUAAACAGAAGUUUGUUAAACAAAUAUGCCUUCUUCUAGAGAACAUUCAGUGCCACAUGGAAGGGGGAUUCUUUGGUGAUUGGAAUCUUGAAAAUUAUGUCGCAAAGAUCAUAAAAAGCAGGUAUUCUCACACCCUUGAAGACAUUGUUCAUAAAAUCUACAACAAAAUGGACUUGCUUCUGUUUGCAAAUGAGGAUGAAGACCUGGAUUGUUUAUUUAACAGUGAGGAGAGCAACAGAUCAUUGAAUCUAAAAGUAUCCAGAGAUGAGAUGGGUGAAAAUGACAUCAGUAAUGGACCUUUCUCAGCAGAAAACGAGCGUUUUCAUUUGCAGAAGAAUGUUAGCGAAAAAUUCCAAAGAAUUAUAGAGAGGGAUGAUGAUAAAAAACUAAUUGAAGCUAUCGAGAGGAGAGAGAGGGCACACAGAUUUUCAUACAUCAAACGUCGGAUGCCUGCUUUGCGAGUUUGGGCCCCAAAACAGAAGGGUAUGAAGUCCAAGACAGAUCACCUUUGGAAGGUUUCAAAAAGAAAGGAGCGGCCAAGGGCAUGUUAUGACACAGUAUGUGAGACGCCAAUGACAAAAAACAAACAGUCAAGCCCGCAGACAAUAGGUUCAGAUGAUGAGAGUUACAUGGCUAAUGGGAGUCAAAUAUGUGGUUCAGUUUCUAAGGCAUUGUUUCAGGUAUAAUCUUUGAUGUGAUUAAACCAUCUGAUUUUGACAGACAGAGAAAUUGUAUAUGCUUACUUGAAGAGCAAAUCAAGAAAAAUUCCGAAUACUAGAUAUCACGUAACAUGCUAUAGAUGUUUCAGAUUUUGGUAUUCAACCAGUAAUGGUGGAAUGUCAAUGUUUGGACUCUGGAAUCAAAUGUUUCCCAGUAUUUACGUACAUGUCAGCUGAUUCAUUAUAUUAAAUAGUAAAUACAUCAUUUGUUCAAUUUGAUGCAUUUGUUAAAUUGAAGUUUUUAUUCUAACA
Messenger RNA from Cicer arietinum (chickpea), 3183 nucleotides. RefSeq lists its product as uncharacterized. Gene Ontology annotation, molecular function: chromatin binding. Gene Ontology annotation, cellular component: nucleus. NCBI's taxonomy places the organism in Eukaryota, Viridiplantae, Streptophyta, Magnoliopsida, Fabales, Fabaceae. The record is from RefSeq and is a predicted model, not a curated record. Gene Ontology annotation, biological process: DNA replication; mitotic DNA replication checkpoint signaling; mitotic G2 DNA damage checkpoint signaling.